AUGGGAGAUCAUGAUGACUUUGAAGAUAGCCAAUUCCCUGAUAACGACGAGUUUGUACCGUACGUAACGGCCGGUAACCUAGCACAAAGAAAUGGAGCAAAAGUUACCCUCUGGGGUAAAGUUACUAAAGUAUCUGCAAGUGAAGGCUUCCAUGUAAAAACUGUUGAUGAUCAAGAAGUUCUCAUAAGAUUAAAAAAGCCUCAAAACGAGCCACUGGAAGGCUGGUACGAAAUUCACGGUGUGUCGCAAGGAAAAAGUAUACUAUGUGAUGAUUACGUGCCAUUUUCGGAGGAAAUGACUAAGAAUAUUGAUACUGAAAGUCAAAAAGCUCUAGCAAAGCUACUUGCUGCUCUAGAUGAUCCUUGGAAUCUUGGCGAUGAUAGUUCUAGUGGCCUACAUGGUGUUACAGCGAUGGAGUAG
Messenger RNA from Pieris macdunnoughi, 420 nucleotides. Lineage: Eukaryota; Metazoa; Arthropoda; Insecta; Lepidoptera; Pieridae. The record is from the annotation of a GenBank genome assembly.